This is a messenger RNA of Paramuricea clavata, 468 nucleotides long. The record is from the annotation of a GenBank genome assembly. NCBI's taxonomy places the organism in Eukaryota, Metazoa, Cnidaria, Anthozoa, Malacalcyonacea, Plexauridae.
UAUUUGGAAAGAGUUCAAGAUUCCCUCACACGUUCACCAAAGUUAUUCUGGUCCUACCAUAAACAUAUUCUCCGCAGUAGGAAUGCUCCAUCAUCCAACACCUAUAACAACGUAACUGCAUCAACGCCGAACAAAAAGGCUGAACUUUUUAAUGAAUACUUCGCCUCUGUUUUCCUUCCAAAGUCCACAAUAAAGAACAUUAACCAGGACUGUAUGAAUCCAAAAACGUGUGAGAAAAUAUCUAGCAUUGAAAUUUCGGAAUGCGAAGUAGAGCGUUACCUUAACAACUUGGACACAUCAAAAGCUUAUGGUCCUGAUGGAAUACCACCACGUCUACUUAAAGAAUGCUCUAAGGAGAUAUCAUCAAGCCUCUGCAGUUUGUUCAACACAUCAAUAGAAACAGGUCGCGUUCCAAGAGAGUGGAAGAAAGCAAAUGUGAUACCAAUUCACAAGAAGGACUGUGUCUAA